Messenger RNA from Cooperia oncophora, 240 nucleotides. The record is from the annotation of a GenBank genome assembly. NCBI's taxonomy places the organism in Eukaryota, Metazoa, Nematoda, Chromadorea, Rhabditida, Trichostrongylidae.
AUGACCAACGGACCGGUUGUCGCUGCGUUCACUACAUAUGAAGAUUUCAAAUACUACAAAAGAGGAAUUUAUAGGCACACGGGUGGUGACGCAGUGGGAGGUCAUGCUGUGAAGGUGAUCGGAUGGGGAACGGAAAAUGGCGUACCGUAUUGGAAAUUGCAAUCAUCAUGCACGAGAUUGGGGAGAAGAUGGUAUUUCCGCUUCACUACCGUGGAAUCAAUCAACGAAUUGUUGAAUUGA